AAAUAGUGAUGGACAACCUAAUUAAUAUACUUAUGGUCAUAACUGAACCCUGGCUUCUAUAAAUUACGUGUUUUUGUUGAUAACAUUUCCACAUAUUAACCCUGGCUAAAUCUAAAUGGAUUCAGCUUCUUCAAGUCUCCUUUGCAACCCUUCUUCCUUGCAAAGCAGACAAAACCUCCUACCCACACAGUUCAUAUGGCCAAAAGAAGACUUAGUUAAUGAAGCCUCUCAAGAGCUAAACGAACCCUUAAUAGACCUUGCCGGAUUGUUCCGCGGUGACACCAGAGAAACCCUCAAAGCCGCGGAGCUGCUCCACACUGCUUGCGUAAACCACGGCUUUUUCCAAGUCACCAACCAUGGGGUGGAAGAAUGGCUUGUUUCCGCCGCCCAUGAGGAGCAAAAUAAUUUGUUUAAGUUGAGAAAUGAGAAAAAGAUGAGCCUGAAGAGGAAGGCUGGGAGUAUCUGGGGUUACUCUGGUGCACAUUCAGACCGAUACUCGUCCAAGCUGCCCUGGAAGGAGACUUUCUCCUUCAGAUAUGAUCAUGGAAAUUGUUCAACCCACAAAAUGGUUCAUCACUAUUUUACAUCUGUCAUUGGAAACGAGUUCGAAGAAGCAGGGAUUGUCUAUGAGUGGUACUGUGCUGCAAUGGAGAAACUAUCAGAAGCAAUAUUUGAGCUGCUGGCGAUCAGUUUGGGAGUGGAACGGAAAGUGUUUAAGAAAUUCUUUCAAGACGGAAGCUCCAUAAUGAGAUGCAAUUAUUAUCCACGGUGCAAUCAGCCGGGGCUUACUCUGGGCACAGGUCCGCACACAGAUCCCACAGCCCUCACCAUUCUUCAUCAAGAUCAAGUCGGAGGACUCCAAGUUUUUGCAAGUAACAAGUGGCAAUCUGUCCGUCCCCGUGCCCACGCAUUUGUCGUCAAUAUUGGCGAUACAUUUAAGGCACUAACAAAUGGAAAAUACAAGAGUUGCAUGCACAGGGCAGUGGUAAACAAGGAGAUGGAAAGAAAGUCACUGGUUUAUUUUGUGUGCCCCAGAGAGGACAAAGUAGUGAGAGCAGUGGAGGAACUUGUUGACAAACAAGGCGGGACCAGGAUAUACCCUGAUUUCACGUGGUCCGAUUUGUUUACUUUUACUCAGACUCACUACCGUGCUGAUAACUCCACCCUUGUUUCUUUCUUCUCUUGGCUUCUUCCGUCUCCCACUGCUGUCAAUCAUCCCUCAGCCUCAGGGCGGACCUAGGAUCAACUUUAAAGCAAAUUUUCGAUGAUUACUUAUACAUUUUUAAAUUUUGUGAAAAUAUUUUUAUAAUUUUAUAAAUUUUAAAAUAGAGAGAAAUGUAAAAAAAAUUAAAGAGGACACGUGUCCUUUGUGUGUCUUCCUAGACAUAUAUCUUUAUUUUUUUUAUUUAGUUCUUUGGAGCUCUUGUGAUUCU
Messenger RNA from Daucus carota subsp. sativus, 1433 nucleotides. Its product is annotated as gibberellin 20 oxidase 1. The transcript has 3 exons. The record is from RefSeq and is a predicted model, not a curated record. Bases 116 to 1240 code for a protein of 374 amino acids. Lineage: Eukaryota; Viridiplantae; Streptophyta; Magnoliopsida; Apiales; Apiaceae. Gene Ontology annotation, molecular function: gibberellin 20-oxidase activity. Gene Ontology annotation, biological process: response to light stimulus; gibberellin biosynthetic process; unidimensional cell growth.